UGCGGCGGGCGGCUCUUAUAGGCUCCGAGGGGUGCCAGUCAGGCGCGCCCGUCCUCCGCCCUCGAGGGCUCCAGCCUAGCAGGGAAAGGCGCGCGCGUGCGGUGGCCACUCGCUCAUUCGCUCCCUCGCCGGCGCUGCAAGGGCCAUGGCGCGUUGGUGCUGCUGCUGCUGCUGCUGAGCUCGCCCCGCCGCCGCCGCCGCCUGGUUGUUGUGCCGGCCGGGCUCUGUGCGCCAUGGUGCCGGGGUUGCCACCCGCGGGCCGCCGCCUAUGGGCCAGCUGCGCCUGAUCGGCUGCCGCCUCCCCGAUGCCCCCGGCGCCCCUGCCGCGCCGCCGCCGCCGCUGCUCCCGCCGGGGCGAAGGAGGCUCCUCUUGCUGCUGCUGCUGAUCAUGCUGGCCGUGUGGCUCUGCAUGGUCUACUCGUGCGCCGCCGCUGCCGCCGCCUCGCCGGGGCUGCCGGGUCCGGGCUCCUCGACCCCCGGCCGGCGGGCGCACGGCCCGGCGCUGUCGUCGCUGCUGCUGUGGCGGGCGCCCGGCUCCAAGGGCCAGCUGAGCCCGGAGCAGGAGGGGAGCGACGACGACGACGAGGCGGAGGACGACGGGCCGGGGCCGGACUCGCCCGGAGCCAUCUCCAGCUUCUUCAACGGCUCCGGCACCAAGCGCCUGCCCCAGGCGCUCAUCAUCGGCGUGAAGAAGGGCGGCACCCGGGCCCUGCUCGAGUUCCUGCGGGUCCACCCGGACGUGCGGGCGGUGGGCGCCGAGCCGCACUUCUUCGACCGCAACUACCAGCGAGGGCUCACCUGGUACAGAGAUUUGAUGCCAAGAACCCUCGAUGGGCAGAUCACCAUGGAGAAAACUCCCAGCUACUUUGUCACCAAGGAAGCACCUGCUCGCAUCUCUGCCAUGUCGAAAGGCACCAAGCUCAUUGUGGUGGUGAGAGACCCGGUUACCCGAGCCAUUUCUGACUACACACAAACUUUGUCCAAGAAGCCCGACAUCCCCACCUUCGAGAGCCUGACCUUCAAAAACAGGACUACGGGCCUCAUUGAUACCUCCUGGAGUGCCAUUCAGAUUGGCAUUUAUGCCAAGCAUCUGGAAAAUUGGCUCCUCUAUUUCCCUAUUGGGCAGAUUCUCUUUGUCAGUGGGGAAAGGCUAAUCAGUGACCCUGCUGGCGAGUUAGGCCGAGUCCAGGACUUCUUGGGUCUCAAAAGGAUCAUCACAGAUAAACACUUCUACUUCAACAAGACCAAGGGCUUUCCGUGCCUGAAAAAGGCAGAAGGCAGUAGCAAGCCGCAUUGCCUGGGCAAAACGAAAGGGCGGACCCAUCCAAACAUCGACCAGAAGGUGGUCCAGAGGCUACGGGAGUUCUACAGGCCUUUCAACAUGAAGUUCUACCAGAUGACUGGACAGGACUUUGGCUGGGAUUAAUGAUUAAUAUGGAAGCACUUGCCAGAGUUAAUCCACUCAUUCAGCUUGCUUCUCCCUAUAUAUGUAGAUAGGUCGAUAUGUAAAAUGUACAGAAAUCUAUUUUAUAAUAAUUUAUUUUUAAUUCCUAAGCAAUUAAUUCACUAAGCUGCCUAACCACACUGUAGCCCAUAGCUAUGUUUUAACAUUCCACAGUGUUGAAUCUUUACUGUGCUCUUGCUUUUUGGUUGCCUGGUUCAGUUUGUAAUGGGAAAGUGCUUCCAUGUAUUUUCCUAGCAGAAAUUUAAUAUUUUCUUAAAAAUGCAGGUGGGUAAGGGAAAUUGAUUUUUUUUAAAGCACAAUUUUUUUCCAAUACGGGUACUAGGCAUUUUGAAACACUUUUUGUGCAAAGUCCUUCAGGUAGCAUCUUCUGUCUUCCCUCUUCACCAAUCACUUUAUAUGCAACAGAGGUUUUAGUUGACAUUGAAAUAAGAGCCUUUGCAAAUUAUCUCAUGGAACUUGUGCAUUAGGACUAGCUUAAGCAGCUGCCCUUACAGGUGAGUGUGACACAUAUGUGCAAAAAGAUACACUCUCCAGCCAUAUAGCUGCUGCCUGCCCCCCAGCUGUGUUUCCCUUGGUCCUGCUUUUUCACACAAGCUUUGCAACAAGGUGUAAGCUUGUUGCCUGAACCUUCGCCAUUUCUUUCUGGCAGACUGUGUAGUGCAAACAGACUUUCUUUUCAUUUAAGCAGAUUUCCUGAGCUGACAACUAUGCAUAUUUGUUGAACUUUUUCCAGAAGGAACAAGUUAAAUGUGAAAUGCUUGCUUAGGGCAAGUCAUGGUGCAGUUUUUUUAAGGUUUGUUUCUAAAUCAGUUUCAUGGAGGAAGGCCAUUUGAACUUGCUUCUGGUGAGCCAUUCAUCUGUGUAGCUAAGUGUGAGUGCAGCAUGUAUUGGGGCUGUAUACAGCUGGAUAGCAAGCAGAGUUCAUCCCUGUGUUCAAUCAUUCAGGCUCAUGUGAGUGCACUCUCUUUCUCUCCCACUCUGUCAACGAUUUUUGAACAUAAACUUUAGGCAAAAAUAAUAGUACAGAAUUGAGGGGGGUGGGGGACCUGUAUGAUAGAAAGAGGAUGUAUUGCAUAAAGCCUACUGUCAGAAGCAAUGGAGAGGUGCAGGUAACAUAUUCUGCCUUAACCUCACCAAAGAAUUCCACAAGUUGUGCAUGUGCCUAGCAAAGCAUAUUUGUCAAUGGCAAAGUCAUGGGGUGGACAGCAUGUGGCCACUUCGCCGAGUAUGGUACUAGUAAUUGAGCUGUCAAGGUGUAACAAUGGCAAACUUGAGGGCUUAUGUGUCUGGUUAACAUUAGACUGGGCGUUCUGCAGUAGGCCUGUGUAUACCUCUUGUUUUUCACUUCUCUUCACUUUGUGCAACAGAUUAACCACAGGUCUUUGAAGUGUCCUGAACCUGGGUGCUUGUAUGGAUUAGAUUGAGCACCACAAACAGAUUAACUUUUUAAAAAAUUUGGAGACACAUUACAAUAAUUGAGUGACUUAGGGGGCUGUCUGUGGAACAUCCACACAAUACAGUGUGUGUGUGUGUGUUGCAUGUGAACAUCCCAUUCCCUUUCAUCAUAAGGAUAUAGAUUAUCAAUAAUGCCUAUCAUUAUUUGCAGUGCAAAUUUCAGCAGUGUUUAUAAUGUCUUGACUUUAAUUUGGAGUUGCACUGUUAGUCUACUACUGUUAUGGUGGUGGUAAGCUUCACAAAUGCAUACAUCUUCUAAUAAAGCAACACUUGCAGACAAGAAAAUCUUGCAUCUCAGUUUUGGGCAAAGACAAAAGGGGUUCAUCAUGUAAAUUUUGGUCUCCUGACCUCUCAAAACCAUUUGAUACUAUGCUGAAAGAUUUGUGAAACCUUCCCAUUUAUUGCUGCUCUUUGUCUUCAAUUAUAAAACUGUUCUUGGGAGUUUGAAACUACAGAACUUGGGUCACAAAUACAUAUUUGAAUCUGUUUUGUAUUCUAAACCUUCAAUUGUACAAUGUCACUGUGUCAACAGAACAUGUUUUGAACAGUUUUGCAAAAUAAGAAUGUCAGUGAUGAAUAUCCUGGUAAUUCUUUGUUAAGUGCUUUAAGUGAAAUGCUAAUCCUGGUUGAGCAGCCCAUACCAGGAGAGAUUAAGAAAUCAAUUAAUUGAUAUGGUUUUACCUAUACAAUAUGGCAACCACAAAGGGACAGUGUACUAUAUGGGUUUUGAACUGCCAUCAGCGGCCUCGGUGGUGUUGCUUCUUUGUUUGGUUCACAAGGGGGACUCAGUCAAACUCAGAGGUGUGGUUAGACUUUUUUUUACAUUGUAACAUUAAUUUAUGGUUGAGUUUCAUUCAGUCCUGUAUUCAGCUGUUCAGUAUGUCCAGAUAUUAGCAAUAUUUUGUGUUCUCUGUGACAUGGUACAUCUUAGACUAGUACACUUGUAAAGAAAAAAAGGCAAACAAAAACUUGUAAAUGGAGUAUUUUGUGGUAUGUACAACACAAAUUAAUUUUACACAGAGAAAGGUUUCUAGGAAAACGAAAAUUCAGAUAAUUCAUACUAUUUCUUUUUAUAAAGAAAUAAAAUAUAUUUUACCAGA
Molecule: messenger RNA, 4020 nt
Organism: Sphaerodactylus townsendi
Lineage: Eukaryota; Metazoa; Chordata; Lepidosauria; Squamata; Sphaerodactylidae
Product: heparan sulfate glucosamine 3-O-sulfotransferase 3B1-like
Exons: 2
Coding region: 269-1426 (385 amino acids)
Molecular function (GO): [heparan sulfate]-glucosamine 3-sulfotransferase activity
Source: RefSeq, a predicted model, not a curated record